AACUGGUCAGCGAGGACUCAAAAGUCCUGAAGAAUCAACAGUCGCAGAUGGAGGCAUCUGUCAAGUCAGCCAUGGUGGACAUCUCCCUCCGGCUGGACCACCUGACCGGCCAGGAUUUUCAAGGAAGGAAAGGACGAGACGUCAAACCGUCGAGAGACGACGAGUUCACCGCUGCCCUGGACAACAUGGAGGAGGAAAGUAUCGGAAAAGAAGAAAACGAGCGCCAAGAGGAUCAUGGGAAGGAAAAGUACAAAAAGCUGAAGAAAAAGAACAAGAAGAACAAGGCAGGCCAGUGAGUGGGCAGGAUGAGUCACCCUCCUUUUCUUUAACAGGAAACUUGCCAAAGAUGAUCGUUUCGGUUGUGAUUGAAAAAAGCACAUGUUCUAACGUGCUUUUUCUCUUCUUUUUUUUCUCCCCGCUUCAGUGUUUGAAAGGGGACAUGUAUUCAAGUGUCGUGAUUUCGUUUACUGUUCUUUAAUAAAGGGGCUCGAUACUUAUGGGACAACAUUUUUAACUAAAGACAAACUGAAACAACUUUUGUCACAGGCAGUAAGUAUGAGACAUAAGAUUCAUGUUCAACUGUUGACACACUUGAUUACGUAAGCUGUUGCCAUGGAAAUGGCGGCCAUCUUGAAAAUUGGAUAGACAAUUUUUUUUUCUCCACCAUUUUUUAAAAACUUUUUACAAUUCUGUAACUUGCAAAAUCAGUCCCCGAGGCCCUAGACCUGACCCGCGAGCCCCCUUAAUUUGAUUCAUUUCUGUUGACACUAAGGAGCUUGUCUUGGAACAAGUGUCACCAAGUGGUGUAAAUUGUUUCUCACGUCGCCGGAAUAUCGACUAGGUUUGCAUUAAACACUGGAUCUGAUCAGCAAUAUCGAAUCUUUUUGCACCAUCAGAUUUUUCUCAAUACAAAAAUACAAAAAUGUGCAUCGAUGUGGUGGAAUCACGCGCCCAACAAUUUUUUGGCAUAUGGAGUUUUUGUUAAUAAAUAUCAUCUUUAAGCUUGUUCAUUUAUCUGGCAGGCAGUGAGUGAGUUAAAAGAAAAAGAUGGAUAAAGAGGGUCAGAGAGUCAGAGAAAUAGACAAGAACAAUGAAACCUUAUAAUAGGCUGAACAACAAACAAGAGGAAGAGGCUUACUACAUCACCCCUCGACUCCUUAAUGUAACAGAAGACAGAAAAAAGUAAAAUAAGUUAGUAAAGUAGAUAUUGUGAGGAAAAAGGUGUAUGUGUGUGUGUGGGGGGGGGGAGGGUUGAUGUGGGUCACAUGGAAAAA
Aplysia californica (California sea hare) is the source of this 1274-nucleotide messenger RNA. RefSeq lists its product as uncharacterized. NCBI's taxonomy places the organism in Eukaryota, Metazoa, Mollusca, Gastropoda, Aplysiida, Aplysiidae. The record is from RefSeq and is a predicted model, not a curated record.